Messenger RNA from Protopolystoma xenopodis, 219 nucleotides. The record is from the annotation of a GenBank genome assembly. Lineage: Eukaryota; Metazoa; Platyhelminthes; Monogenea; Polystomatidea; Polystomatidae.
AUGUCUGAUAAACCAAAAUUGGAGAUAAAGGAUCCAGCUCCAGCUGAAAGGCAGUCUUUCAAACGGCAUCAAGAUGGGUUUGGCAUCCGUGAUGAAGAUAUAAAGAACCUUGCUAAAAUGCUGAAUGACGACUAUCCAUCUUGCUCAGAAGACCCCGACCUGGAAGAAAAAAUAACAGACAUAGCUAUUGAGGUGAAAAUGGUUAACAACGGCAGCUAA